This is a messenger RNA of Cygnus atratus (black swan), 2278 nucleotides long. RefSeq names its product pleckstrin 2 (gene PLEK2). The record is from RefSeq and is a predicted model, not a curated record. Gene Ontology annotation, biological process: actin cytoskeleton organization; intracellular signal transduction. Bases 278 to 1345 code for a protein of 355 amino acids. Gene Ontology annotation, cellular component: plasma membrane. Lineage: Eukaryota; Metazoa; Chordata; Aves; Anseriformes; Anatidae. The transcript is spliced from 10 exons.
UGAAGUAGGCAUAUCUGGGAAUCUUUGUUUACAUGUUCAAGGAUCACUGAAUGUAGAGUGGGCUUUGGGAGACAAUUGGGCUUCUUUGGUAAAAUAAAUUUCUAUCAAAAGCAAUUAUUUUAAGAGCGGGAGAAAAAAGGGAAGGGAGAGUACGUCACUCAGGAGGAGGGUCGCGGAGAAAAAUGAGCUUGCCUGAACUCCUCACGUGUAGAGAGACAGACUGCCAGGGAUCAGGUUCUUCUCAGCGGGGGCUCAUCUCUCCUGGCGGCUGGCCGUGAUGCAGGAGGCAGCUGGAGUCCUGAAGGAGGGCUUCCUCGUCAAACGGGGACAUAUCGUUCAUAACUGGAAAGUAAGAUGGUUUGUUCUGCUUCAGGAUAAGCUCCUGUACUAUAAACUUGAAGGAGGCAAGAAGGAGUCUUCUCCAAAGGGCAGGAUCCUCUUGGAUGGCUGCACUAUUACUUGUCCAUGCUUGGAAUAUGAGAACAGACCGCUACUCAUCAAACUAAGGACAAAAACCAACACAGACUAUUUCAUUGAAUGUUGCUCCAGAGAGGAGCGAGAUUCUUGGGCUUUGGACAUCACUGGAGCCAUUCAUGCUGGUCACCCAGUGCAGGUACAAGAGCUUCACAGAAUGAAGAACUCUUUCAAACUGCUGGAGAAUAUCAGCCUCCACCACAUAGUGGAUAAAAUGCGUGACAGCAGUACUGGAAUUAAGCUGACCCGCAACUUGGAGCAAGGCAACAGAUACAAAGAGACCUUCACAGGCUCUGCCCUGGUGGACUGGCUCAUCUCCAACAGCUUUGCUGUGUCGCGGUUUGAGGCCGUCACCUUGGCUUCCAUGUUGAUGGAGGAGAACUUCACCAAGCCCGUGGGAGCCCGCAGCAUUGAGGCCAUGCGCUACAGCGACCUCUCUGAGCAGUUCCUCGACGACUCUACCGCACUGUACAUGUUUGCUGAGAGCAGUAAGAAAAUGCUCAGCUCCAAGGAAGAGCUACAAUUUAACAUCUCUGAAUUAAGUGGCACGAUUGUGAAGCAAGGAUUCUUAGUGAAACAGGGACACAAGAGGAAAAACUGGAAGGUGAGGAAAUUUGUUUUGAGAGCUGAUCCUGCUUUCUUGCACUACUAUGACCCCACUAAGGAAGAAAACAAGCCAGUAGGUGGAUUUUCUCUUCGUGGCUGUCUUGUCUCAGCUCUGGAGGACAAUGGAGUCCCAGCAGGAGUGAAAGGCAAUGUACAAGGCAACCUUUUCAAAAUCAUCACCAAAAAUGACAUUCAUUAUUAUAUCCAGGCCAGCUCCAAGGCAGAGCGAACACAAUGGAUUGAGGCAAUCAAACCACUGACAUGAGUAAGGUGGACUCAAUGGCAAAAGAAAAGUCACACUUGUGACCAAGUUUCCUGCUCCCUUUGUCUGGCUUUUUUUUUUUUUUUUUUUACUAUGGCAUUUUAUUUUUGUUAUUUGUAUUUCCAUAACACCUAGCAAAUUCCUGACAGACCAGAAUUCUAGGUGCUUAGGAGUCACACAGAUCUGGAAUAAUUCUCCACCAGGAAUUUACCGUCUAACCAAGAGACAAAGGACAACAGGUGGAUACAGACAAAUGAUGUUUUACAAGGAAACAAUGAGAUAUACUAUUCCAAGAUGGAAGAAAAAAGAAUCUCUUGUACAAGUAUUCAGUCUAUAUCUGACAGAUCCAGGUUGUGCUUUAUUCUAAAGCAGAAAUGUCUUGCUCCUUUCCCCUUUAUAAAGGGGCUCAUAAACUUAAUUAUUUCAUGUGGAUAGAAUCAAGGUGUGUGAACGUCACAGUCUGAAAGGUCCUGGUGUCUGAGACUGCCUGAUACACUGUGAAAGAAUCUUGUGCUAAGUCGCAAUUAUGUGCUGGGAUAAUUGCUACCGGGAAACAGACUGGGGGUCUCUUUGUCCAUCCGUCUGCUCUACCGUUUGGCUCUCUGUUAUGCCAGAAAAGACCAAAGGAUUCUCAUCUCCAGUACAUCCAUUAUUCUUGUGCUGUUAAUGACCCAUCGUAUUACACGAUCCCGAGUAUCAGAUCAGUGGCAUUUAUUCUAGACAAUGGCUGGUGCUGACUAUAGUGGAAAAAAUCACUCAGCCCUAAAAGCAAGACUUCCUCAUGUUUAUCACCAUGAAUCCAUUUAUGUGGAGCACCGUGUGGACUGAGAACUCUAAUAGCAAUUCUCAUUAUUGCUUUUUUUUUUUUACUUUAAGCCAUUAAAUUUUCAAUUAUGUGUCUAGCAAGCUUGACUCUGAUAUCAUUAAACAUAUAUU